Messenger RNA from Sclerotinia sclerotiorum 1980 UF-70, 576 nucleotides. RefSeq lists its product with no specific name. The transcript has a single exon. NCBI's taxonomy places the organism in Eukaryota, Fungi, Ascomycota, Leotiomycetes, Helotiales, Sclerotiniaceae. The record is from RefSeq and is a predicted model, not a curated record. Bases 1 to 576 code for a protein of 191 amino acids.
AUGCAGCACUUGAGGCACAUCGCGGCGCUUUUCGCCAUCUUUCUCUUCCUUUCGAGCGACAAUAUAGUUGGAGCUCGCCGUCACAACCGUCGACAGUCUCCCUGUACCGUCUCUUCAGCUCCAGGCUCUCCUUCUUCCUCCACAACUCCUCAACCACCGCCAGUUUCAACAUCUGCAUCCACAUCUCCAAUCAGUUCCUCUGUUCCUACAUCCGCACCAUCUUCUCCUGGCCCACCAAACCCACCAGUUUGCAAUAUGCAAUCACCGGGAAUCUGUCAACUUGCCACUAAAUGCAAACCUUCCGCCAAUCCCCUCGUCCAAGAUGCCUGGAUCUUCAGUCCAUCUUGCAAUGUCAUUGGCGGUACAACCGGUCUUGCUUUAUACCAGACUCAUUUCUUGGCUUCACAAUUGCCUUAUGGAGUCAUAUUGACGGGUAAUAGUCCUACCGCAUCCCCUAGCUUCGACUAUGCGGGAGGUCACUAUGGAGUUGGUGGUACGGAUGGUGGAAUUCCGGGUUGGUGGUGUGCGAUUGAGGCAGAUGGUACUUAUGAUUGUUAUGCGCUCUUCAAGUGUUAG